Molecule: messenger RNA, 5863 nt
Organism: Cherax quadricarinatus
Lineage: Eukaryota; Metazoa; Arthropoda; Malacostraca; Decapoda; Parastacidae
Source: RefSeq, a predicted model, not a curated record
AUGGGUGAUGGAGGACUUAAUGGUUCUUCACCGGUGCAGAACCCACGUUGUUUGGUAAAUAUGAUUGGGCGGCUGGGCAUUCGCGAAUUUUUCGAAGCUCGCAAAAGUGGAACUCUGAAAGUGGAGGAUGCAGGUUUGAAGCUUAUAAAGAAGCCAUUCACUUGCUGUUAUGCUCCAAACUUUCUGAAAAAUGCUGAUGUACUUGAAGGGGUAGCAAAUGAGUUACAAGCUUAUGAAUACAAUCUGAAGAACAAUGAUCUUUACAAGUUUUCACAAACCUCCGACUUGAAAAAUGCCACCACUCCGUAUAUAGCAGGGCUUCGCAACUUUCUGUACGGUGAUGUUCGUAAAUGGUUAAUAGAUGUGACUGGUAUACCUCUGAAUGACACUGUUGAUAUGGGCUCUUCCAAAUAUUCAUAUACUGAUGUGUUGCUGUGCCACGAUGAUGAACUAGAAGGCCGGAGAAUUGCUUAUAUACUUUACUUGGUCCCACCGUGGGAGAAGCAGGAUGGUGGGUCACUAGACCUCUUCACUACAGAUGAAUAUAAACAACCAAAAGAUGUUGUUGAGUCUCUGAAGCCUGAAUGGAAUUCCUUUGCCUUUUUUGAAGUGUCUCCAGUAUCAUUUCACCAGGUAGCAGAAGUGUUGUCCCAAGAUAAAGUUCGUCUCUCCAUUAAUGGCUGGUUUCAUGGUCCCCCAAUUGAGAGGCCACCAAAAUACCAUGCUCCGUGUUUACCCCUAGAAGCUCCUACACAUAUUGAGGAAGAAGAGCUAUACUCCUGGAUCAACCCAACUUACCUGGAUAUGAAUAUCCAGAAAGAAAUACGCCACAAAUUUCGUAAAGACCCUCAGAUUGAACUCGAGUCAUUCCUUUCAGAGGAUAAAUACAGAGAACUUGCAGAGGCACUGAGGAAUAAAAGUUUAAACUGGGUGAAGACAGGACCUGCCAACAAGCAGCUCUUUGAGGUUCUAAAGUUUGAUGAGGCUCCUGAUAUUAUCGCUGACUGCCGGAAUUUCUUGAAAUCGGAGGCUCUGUUCUUAAUAAUCUCCCAGCUGACAGGAAUCAAACUACACAAAUUAGCUCCGGAAGACUCUGACCCUGAUGGCUCUGACAUGGGUGAACAAAAUGUUAAAGAAUCUUCUCCCCGGGUCAGCAUUGAUGCGCGACGCUGGAGUCACGGUUGUUACACUCUCCUCCGAGAUGACUGCAUAGAGAAAAAGUCAGCCCUUGACGCCAAUCUUUUCAUCAAUGUCUCAGAGAAGUGGUCUCAAGAACAUGGUGGAUUUAUUUCAUAUAUUGUCAAAGACGAGGAUGAAGAGUUGUUGACUGUGACCCCACGAUGCAACAGUUUGUCUCUAGUGUACCGAGACACUGAAACUCUGUGUUUCACCAAGCAUAUUAACAGCACCGUGCAUCAACUGGGGCAGCAAGAGAACACUUUCAACAGUUUUGCCUGUGUAUUUUAUGAGUGAGAUGUUUUGAUAGUGCAAUUUUAACAUUUUUUCAACCAGACAGCUCUAAAAGGAGUCUUAGGUUAAUUUUUAUAAUUAUAUAGGUCAGUUAUACAGUACAGUGUUUAAUAUAUAAAUACUGUACAUACUUGAGUAUAGGCCAAGUAUUUAGGGAAGAAAGAGGGAAUAUUUUGACGAACCGUUAAAUGUUGACAAAGAUGGGGGAACUUUGAUUUCAUGCAUUGGGCAGGGAAGUAUAACAUUUUGUAGGAGUAAGGAAGAGUUAACACUAGAUAAUAUUCAGUAAUUUCUUUGUGCCACUUUCAGUCUGUUUAACAGUGCAACACUUGUACAACUCAGCUGCAACUUUGGUUAAUUCCCUUCAUCAUUACUAAUCAAUGUUUUGUAAAUCUUUUCACUUUAUUCAUUUUUUUUAACCCAGUGGUUGUGUGUCAUCAUAGUAGCUUGACCCAGAAAAAAAAAAACAUUCCCUGUUGUUUAUUGUUGUGCCACUACUACUGCUUCCCUUAAUACUGCUACUACUAUUACUACUACUGCCACUAUUAUUACUACCACCACUAAUACUACUGCUACCACUAUUACUACUACUACCACUAUUACUACUACUACCACUAUACUAUUACCACCACUAUACUACUACCACUAUUACUACUACUACCACUAUACUACUACCACCACUAUACUACUACCACCACUAUACUACUACCACUAUUACUACUACCACUAUACUAUUACCACCACUAUACUACUACCACUAUUACUACUACCACUAUUACUACUACCACUCUUUUUACUACCACUAUUUCUACUACUGCUAUUUCUACUACCACUACAUGUAUUUCUACUACCACCACCGCUACUACUACUACCACCACCACUACUAUUACCACCACCACUACUAUUACCACCACUGCCACUACUGCUACCACCACCACUACUAUUACUACCACCACCACUACUAUUACUACCACCACCACCACUAAUAUUACUACCACCACAACCACUACUACUAUGAAUACUACUACUGUGACUACUACUAUAACUACUACAACAGCUACUAUGACUAGUACUACUACUACUACUACUACUACCACCACCACCUUUUUUGGGGGGUCACCUACCUGGGUGGGAGACAGCCGACCUAUUGAAAAAAAAAUAUUUUGAGGGUUUCAGUAUUAUUUAUGUUUUUGUUAUUGGUUUUGUUUCCAGUUUGAUCUAGACCAUUGACUGCAUCAGAGCUACUGGACCCCUUUUUUAAGUCUCUCAAAACCUAACGUAAAUUUUUAAAAAAUAUGAAUUACGUGCAGCCUCUCCUCACUUAACAAUGGGGUUGGGUUCCAAAGAGUAGGUCGGUAAGCGAAUUGGUCAGUAAGCAAAUUGGUCGUUAAGCAAGGAGCAUACUAUACUGGUAGUGGGUUUGCAUCAACCAUCUUUAGAUGUAUUUUUAAUAUCACCUUUGCACCAUUUAUAACAUUUCUAGUAUACAGUGGAACCUCCACUAAUGAGCGCAUCCAUAUGCUCGUUUUUCCAGAUACGAGUAGCCGCUCAGUUGAUUUUUUGCUUACAUAAGCAAGCGAACUUUCCAGAUGCAAGUGGGCCUCAAGGGUGAGGGGCUCUUGCUCUUGAUCUAGGGAAUUGGAUCUCAUUUGCUUGUUGGACUAUCUUAUUGAAACUUGAGCAAUGUAUGAUGGAAAAGUGCUUCUUAACGUACACCAAAGUUUAAAGAAAUAUGACUGUAAAUAACGGAGUUCACUUGUCAGCCAUUAGCCGGCCCUUAGCGGUAUAUUUUCAUAUGAUUUUUAUGAUUGUAUUCUCGUUUUUUUGGUCUUAUUUGAUAGAAUGGAAGAUAUAUUACAGAAAUAUAUAUGAUUUUGAUUGCUUUCACAACGAAAAUUACCUUGAAAUUGAGCUCAAAGUGGCAGAAAUGUUUGAUUUUUGUCGAUGUUCAAGAGUAAACAAAUGACAUCAUCGUCCAAUACCUGUCCGAGUGGCCACUCCAAUAAGCAGUCAUGAAUGGGUUGAUGUUAUGUAUACAAUUAUUACAAUAAUGCAGUAGCCUGCAUAACAGUAAAUCUUCUAUUUUAUGUAUGAAUAAAAAUUCCAAAUGGUAAGCAAGAGUAUUAUAAGAAGACGUAUGUACUAAUAAUAAUAAUAGGAGGGGUUCGGGAUAUUAGCAGUUUGGAGGGAUAUGUUGUGUAUCUUUAUACGUAUAUGCUUCUAAACUGUUGUGUUCUGAGCACCUCUGCAAAACAGUGAUUAUGUGUGAGUGAGGUGAAAGUGUUGAAUGAUGAUGAAAGUAUUUACUUUUUGGGGAUUUUCUUUCUUUUUGGGUCACCCUGCCUCAGUGGGAGACAGCCGACUUGUUAAAAAAAAAAAAAACAAGUGCACCAUUCACCUUUUUUCCUUCAUCAUUUCUGUGGUUAACCUCAUCCCUCAUACGUCCGUCCACUGACACGUCAACUCCCAAAUAUCUGAGAGCAUUCACUUCUUCCAUACUACUCCUCUCCAAUUUGAUAUCCAAUUUUUCUUUAUCUAAAUCAUUUGAUACCCUCAUCAUUUCAUACGCAAUUAUUAUUAUAAUAAUAAUAAUAAUAAUAAUAGGGGUCGUCCUCGGAAAGGUUGGAAGGAAGGGGUAAGGGAGAUUUUGUGGGCGAGGGGCUUGGACUUCCAGCAGGCGUGUGUGAGCGUGUUCGAUAGGAGUGAGUGGAGACGAAUGGUAUUUGGGACCUGACGAUCUGUUGGAGUGUGAGCAUGGUAAUAUUUAGUGAAGGGAUUCAGGUAAACCGUUUAUUUCUAUAUAGCCGGACUUGAGUCCUGGAAAUGGGAAAUACAAUGCCUGCACUCUAUAGGAGGGGUUCAGGAUAUUGGCAGUUUGAAGAGAUAUGUUGUGUAUCUUUAUACGUAUAUGCUUCUAAACUGUUGUGUUCUGAGCACCUCUGCAAAAACAGUGAUUAUGUGUGAGUGUGGUGAAAGAGUUGAAUGAUGAUGAAAGUAUUUUCUCUUUGGGGAUUUUCUUUCUUUUUGGGUCACCCUUCCUCGGUGGGAGACAGCCGACUUGUUAAAAAAAAUAAAUAAUAAUACUAUAAGUGAGUUUCAGAUGGCCACCACUAGAUGUCAGUAUGUGUAUCAAAACAUCGCCGCUUAGGGAGAGAGGGAAAUUCUUGUGUUUUCCUUACGUUUCGUGCAGUUAUUUUGCAAAAUUUCUUGUUUCUAACCAUGGUUCCCAAGAAAGCAAGUGCAAAGGAGAGUGCUGAGAAGAAAAGGGAGGAUGAUUUCAAUGGAAUUAAAGCAGGAAAUCAUAAACACAAACUAGGUGUACCAUUAAGAGUGUACCAUUAAGUUUCCCUAUUAAGAGUGUAGCAGUUAAACUAUUAAGUGAUAGAAAAAAGACAGUCUAAUGGAGUUUGCCUUACAGACACUCUGUUUUCUGUUAUAAUAAAAGUAGGGGAAGGGAUGAAGUCAGUAGGAGGAAUGGCCACCAUGGUGGCUCCAAAAACAAUGACAGCUACUAACAAUACUCACAUACAUAAUAUUUCAUUCAUUCUAGUGUAUAUAUCAUGUUUCUAUGUUAUUAAUAUUGUUUAUAUCAUAUUAGAUGAACUAUGAUAGAUAAAUAAGCCAUAAAGUUGAUAGUAGGGAAAUUAUUGAAGUAUUUUAUGGUGCCUGGAAUUCCACUGGAACAAAUUAAUUGCACGUAUUUCAGUUAAUUUAAAUGAGGAAAAUUGACUCUGCAAGUGAGCAAAUCCAAAUGCAAGCAAGGUCACGGAAUGGAUUGAACUCAUUAGUGGAGGUUCCACUGUAUUUUUAAAUGUUUAUACAGUAGUGUACUGUAUACUGUAAUAAACAGAAUAGAGGUAAUCAGCUCUAAUUUACAUUUAGGUUUGCCUACUGGCCAGAGAGUUGGUUGUAAGUUGGAGUCAUCGGUAAAUGAGUAACGUCGCUAAGGGAGGGGAGGCUGUAUUUGACAAAGUCAGAGGUGAACCUGUACAUGGUAUUGCAUUAUACUCAAAGUAUAUACAUUACUGAUAUAUCCAAGAACAGUUUUUAUGCAAUAAAAUUUCAGAUGAUUUUCUAAUGUAAUUUUAAAAAUAAUACCUUUUUUGUCCACAACAUAGUGAGAUUCUCUUUCUUGUUGGGCAUCAGGAGUCACUGUUCUAAUAUUUAUUUGAUUUAUGAGAAAACCAAUGGUUUUGUUGAUUUAUAAUUAGAAUUUUCAAAAAAUAAAUUGAAAGCUGUUGUAUACUGGAAUUCAGUUUAUUCUAAAUUAUAAAUACUGUAUAAAUUGCCUCAUGUUUAAAACUGAUGAAAUAAAAUUAUGUUUUGUGGUACCUGUGUGCAUUAUCUAUUUAUAAGUAUAUGUAAACAGUAAUAAUAAUAUGGGAGUUCUCAA